This is a messenger RNA of Phytophthora infestans T30-4, 372 nucleotides long. RefSeq lists its product as uncharacterized. The coding region runs from base 1 to 372 and encodes 123 amino acids. The record is from RefSeq and is a predicted model, not a curated record. The transcript has a single exon. Lineage: Eukaryota; Oomycota; Peronosporomycetes; Peronosporales; Peronosporaceae.
AUGCUAACUCCUUACCCUGAAUCUGAAGCCGCUGAUGAACGUCGGAAGCGUAUCUACAGUCGCGUUCAUUCCCGCACUCGGAUUGCAGUAGAAUGCGCCUUUGGCCGCCUCAAGAAUCGCUUCAGGAUUCUGUUAGCCAAGCUAGAACAGAAGACACCCGGUCGCAUUUGCAAAGUGAUAUAUAGCUGCAUCGUUCUGCACAACAUGCUAUUGGCUGUGAACGACAGCUGUGCAGUAAAUGGCGAGGAUCCGCACCGUGCAGAAUUACAAGUUCGAGACGACGAUGGAGGUCUUUCUGUUGCAGAGCAGUCAUUUUCGCACAGACUUGGAAAAACUAAAAGAGACGAUCUAGCAGACAUAUUCAUGUCGUAG